Messenger RNA from Penicillium verhagenii, 1410 nucleotides. RefSeq lists its product as uncharacterized. Gene Ontology annotation, molecular function: protein binding. The coding region runs from base 1 to 1410 and encodes 469 amino acids. NCBI's taxonomy places the organism in Eukaryota, Fungi, Ascomycota, Eurotiomycetes, Eurotiales, Aspergillaceae. The record is from RefSeq and is a predicted model, not a curated record. Gene Ontology annotation, cellular component: Cul4-RING E3 ubiquitin ligase complex. The transcript has 10 exons.
AUGAAUCGCGAAAUUCCAGGAUUCUACUAUGAUCCCGAGAAGAAAAAAUAUUUUCAGAUCCAGAAGAAUCACGUAGCAUCUGGUUCGUCAGGCUCAUCUUAUUCCAACGAUGCCAUCAAAAAGAAGGAACAGGAUGAAAAGAAAAAGAAAGAUCGAGCACAGCUCGAGAAUCGCAUCAGAAAAGAAAGGGUACAGAAGGCCGGGUUCUACAAUCACGCCUUCAACAAUGUAGCCCUUUCUUUGGGGUUGCCGGCCGUCUCGACUCCGGUCAGAUUAGACCAACAAGCCCGGACCUACGCAAGUCAACUAGAAAAGAAAAGGUUGUGGAAAAUUUCCUCGGCAAUUAGAAGGAGCGUAAACCCAACCUCUAUCAGAGAGGUUGUGCGCCAUCCUUCAAAUGGGAAUAUCUUCAUCAGCGGCCAACAAGGCUCUGCCGGAAUAGUAUUUAUCAAUUACUCCCGGCCAGACAGCCGAGGCAGUGAGUGGAGUUACAGAGAAAGCACCCAAGAAGCCCUUGGAAAUGCGUCCAUGGUGACCUCGAUGACCCUAAGCCCUGCAGACUACAUGCUGUUCACCAUAGAUGCAACUCAAGAUGGCUUUCCCUCCCUUUAUCCUCGCAAAAUCGUCGAGGACGACUUGCUCCACUUUCGGGACAUGUUACCUUUCUCCGGUCAACCCAAGAUCCGUAUGAACUCCACCGUGUUCUGUUCUGCCGCCUGCCCAACCAAGGAUAGGGCUCUGUUCGCCAUUGGCACUUCGGGGGGUGUGGCAACCCUUGAGGGGGAGCUUGACCGGUGGACCGUCUCGAAUAAGCCAUUCCCACGAGGCGGGGACAAUGACUUUGCUCGGCGGGCCGACUCCUCCCAUGCUUGCGUGACGGCGGUGGACUGGCUUUCCACAAAUGUCAUUGCAGCUGGGAUGCGUGAUUCGACAGUGAUUCUGCACGACCUACGCACCUUUUACAGCGCUACACGGUUACAACACCCAGAAACUGUUUCGAAGAUCGUCCGAGUCAGCGAGCAUUGUCUAGCUGUAGCAGGACCCAGCAAACUCCAACUGUAUGAUAUUCGGUUCGCCCCGAAUGGAUUACAGCGCAAACCAAAUCCGAUGUCGAGCUCACAUACGGCUACACGCCCAUACCUGUCGAUGCAGAAUUAUUCGCCGAACACGGUCCCUGGGUUCGAUGUCAGCCCGGAGUUGAGUCUCCUCGCCAGUGCCUCCGACAAGAAAGUGCAACUGUUCUCAUUGCGAUCAGGUACUGAGGUGUCCUCGCCGCUGACAGAGUACGAGUACUCUCACCAAGUCAGCUGUGUACGGUUUGAGGAUAGCGAGAAGGUUUCGGCGCGUGGCCCCCGGGCUCCGAGUUUGCUGGUGUGCGCCGGCACAGUGGUGGACCAGUGGGCGUGGUAA